AUGGUUAUAUGCAAUCAACAAAUAAUUAUUAUUUUGUUUAUAAUUAUAAGUUUAAUUGUAUUCAUCUGUACCUUAUAUGAAAUUUCAUUAAAUAAUCAAAGAAAAUUAUUAAUAACUAUAGUUGAUUAUCGUUGGAAUCCAUUAGUAAAUGUACCUGUUCAAUUUGAAACAACAGAUGAAUACUAUGAAGAAUAUUAUACUGAUAAACAAGGUCAAAUACUAUUCUAUGCGAACAACAACCUUAAUGAUACAGAACUUAUACAUAUAUUAGUCGGUGGAAUCAAUGAAAAAAUUUCAUUAAUGGAUAAAGAAGUAACAGUAAGACUCAGUAUGAUUAAUCGAGAUACUGGUGAAUCAUAUAAUGAUGAUGAUACCUUUAGUUAA
Adineta steineri is the source of this 384-nucleotide messenger RNA. NCBI's taxonomy places the organism in Eukaryota, Metazoa, Rotifera, Eurotatoria, Adinetida, Adinetidae. The record is from the annotation of a GenBank genome assembly.